UGAAGCAGUAUCAUUUAAAAUGAAGAACGCCAAAAGUCAGCUUCUUCUUUUGAUUAUUGCUUUUUGGGCGUCAUCAGAAGCAUCACUCAUCCGAUGCGAAAAAGGAUGGGUUCAAUUUGGAAAGAAAUGCUAUAAAUUCUCAUCUUAUACAGCGACAUUUAAAGACGCCAUGGUGAUGUGUAACAACAAUGGGGGUCGACUUUUAGAGUUGCAAAGCAGAGCGGAAGAAAACUGGGUCGAUUUACAUUGUCGCGUCAGAGGUUAUGGAUUUGGAGUGUGGCUGGGCCUGACUGAUCGUCAGAGAGAAGGUCAAUAUGUGGCCAUGUCUGAUGCUCGCAGACCACGCUAUAGCAACUGGGUGAGAGGGGAACCCAACAAUGGUAACAGACAGGAACACUGCGCCAUGUAUUGGAUCGCAAGAAGGGGAUGGAAUGAUACCGUUUGCACAGGAAGAAUGAACUAUGUAUGUAAGAAAUAA
Magallana angulata is the source of this 478-nucleotide messenger RNA. Its product is annotated as perlucin-like protein. The transcript has 4 exons. The record is from RefSeq and is a predicted model, not a curated record. Bases 20 to 478 code for a protein of 152 amino acids. NCBI's taxonomy places the organism in Eukaryota, Metazoa, Mollusca, Bivalvia, Ostreida, Ostreidae.